AUGAAGACCGUUUCAGCCCUCCUUCUUGGGGCAACCGCUGCCCUCGCCCAACAAUACACCAACCCAGUCCUUUGGGAAGAUCUCGCGGACAUCGAUAUCAUCCGCGUCGACGAUGCAUACUACUACUCCGCCUCGACGAUGCAUUACUCCCCCGGAGCCCCGGUUCUGCGCUCCUACAAUCUCGUUGACUGGGAGUAUGUGUCGCAUUCUGUUCCAGUGCUAGACUUCGGCACAGCCUACUCUCUCGGGGACAACGAACGUGCCUAUGUCCAGGGGAUUUGGGCCUCCACACUGCGAUAUCAGCAAAGCUCAUCUACCUUCCGCUGGCUAGGAUGUAUCGACUUCGCGACUACAUACGUCUACUCUGCCAGUAACAUAGAAGGACCGUGGGAGCAAACCGCUAGCAUACCCAACUGCUACUACGACGCGGGCCUGCUCAUCGAUGACUCGAAUAACGAUACAGAAAGCGUCUAUGUUGCCUAUGGAUCGACGGCUAUCAGCGUCGCGGAGCUCUCCUCGGAUCUCACCACCGAGGUUUCCUCGCAAGUUGUGUACGACGCCCCCGACGACGUCGGAUAUAUCGAAGGCGCGCGGUUCUACAACAUCAACGGCACUUACUACAUCUGGGUUACACGGCCAGCAACCGACCAACUGAUUCUAAAAUCAACAAACGGGCCUUGGGGCCCAUACGAGAUCCGUGAGGUGAUCCUUGAUGUGGCGUCCCCUGUGGAGGGCUCAGGAGCACCGCACCAAGGGGGACUAGUCGACACCCCGUCCGGGGACUGGUGGUAUAUGGCAUUCAUCGAUGCUUAUCCUGGUGGUCGGAUUCCGGUUCUUGCGCCGGUGACGUGGGAUGAAGACGGGUGGCCGAGUGUUAUUUUGGACGAUGCAGGCGCGUGGGGGGCCAGCUACGACUUUCCGGUAGUUUCUGAUAAGGAGGUUGCAGGGAUUCCGACGUCUUACAACUUCCUCCAGGAUGCCUUGAACGCGGAGUGGGAGUGGAAUCAUAACCCGGAUAAUGAGCAGUGGAGCAUUUCAGAGAACGAGGGAUUGGUGCUGCGCACGGCGUCUGUGACGGAUGACUUGUACCAGGCGAAGAAUACCCUGACGAGGAGGAUUCCUGGGCCUAAUGCUACCGCGACCUUGACGCUGGAUUUAUCAAAGAUGGUGGAUGGGGAUGUGGCUGGGUUAGCCUUGUUACGAGACAAGACAGCGUGGAUUGGGCUGCGGAAGGAAGACGGAAGUGUGCGGGUGAGUAUGACGAGUGGAGUGGAUAUGGCCGAGGACUGGACGACCGAGUCGUUGGGAAGUGAAGAGGAGAGUGUGCAGUUGAAUGCAACAGAGGUCUACCUGCAAGUGGCGGUGGAUAUUGCACCUGGUGGAGGCACUGGCAGGUUUGCAUAUUCACUAGAUGGCAGCACCUUUGAUCCAUUGGGACCUGAAUAUACGUUGAACAAUGUCUGGGAAUUCUUUCUGGGAUACCGAUUUGGCAUCUUCAACUAUGCCUCGUUGGAACUGGGAGGUCAGGUUUCUGUUCUGGGAUUUAACAUCACUGUUUGA
Messenger RNA from Aspergillus puulaauensis, 1560 nucleotides. RefSeq names its product putative xylosidase/glycosyl hydrolase. Gene Ontology annotation, biological process: carbohydrate metabolic process. Gene Ontology annotation, molecular function: hydrolase activity, hydrolyzing O-glycosyl compounds. The transcript has a single exon. Lineage: Eukaryota; Fungi; Ascomycota; Eurotiomycetes; Eurotiales; Aspergillaceae. The coding region runs from base 1 to 1560 and encodes 519 amino acids. The record is from RefSeq and is a predicted model, not a curated record.